GCAUGAUUUAUAUCAGUAGAUAAUUUGCGAGAGAGGAAAAACACAAAUGAUGACCAGCGAAGAUGUGGAAACAAUCCAUUAUUGGACGCCAAUGGCCCAGGCCGGCUAUUUCGGCAUGGCCCCACUGGCGACAUCGCGUUCCUCGCUUCUUGUCCGCCCGUCCACAAGGGAUAACGACCGCAGAGUGGUGCUGAAUAUUAGCGGCAGGAAAUUUGAAACAUGGGAGACAACUCUAGAGAAAUACCCGGAGACUCUAUUAGGAGGAAAGGAAAAGGACUCGUUUUACGACAAAGAGAAACAGGAGUAUUUUUUCGAUCGCGACCCGGUAUUUUUCCGCCACGUUUUGAACUACUAUCGCAAAGGGAAAUUGCAUUUCUCUUUGGAGGAGUGUGGAAAGUUUUACAAGGAGGAGCUGAAAUUUUUCAAGAUCUCUCCGGACAAUGUAGACUUGUGUUGUUUUGAGGAAUUCGAAGAAUCUGUUAGUUUAAAUUUCCGCAAGCCUCGUCCACCGGGCGAGUCAAGAUGCGAUUGUUCUGUACAGAAAGUCCGAAAAUCCUUACGCCAAAGAGUUUGGGACCUCUUUGAGAACCCCUAUAACAGUUCUCUUGGUAAAAUCACUUAUGCAGUGACGGGGAUAGCUAUUAUUGUGAGCAUACUCACAACAAUAACAGAAACAAUUCCCUGUUCUACGACAAGAACCUGCGGGGAACUCCAUGCGAGCGCUUUUUUCAUUGUGGAUGGAGUAUGUGUAGGAAUUUUUACUUUGGAAUAUUUGGUUCGCUUACUAUCUGCUCCGGAAAGAUGGCCAUUUGUGAAGAACUUCCAAAGCAUUAUAGAUGUAGCUUCAGUAAUGCCGUUUUAUUUGGAUAUCUUAUUUGAGCAAAUCAGCGGAGGAAGUAGCGGCGCCGAGGGAUUAACAAUCCUCCGUGUUUUCCGAGUUUUCCGGGUGGUAAAGAUGUCGCGACAUUCAAAGCGUUUGCAGUCACUAGGUGCGUCGAUAAAGAACUCAUCCUCAGAAUUGGGUUUUAUUCUCUUCUCGUUUUCCCUUGGCGUGGUGAUCUUCGCGACUGUUAUAUAUUAUUGCGAGAAAGACGAACUAAACACGUCGUUCCUCAGCAUUCCAGACGGAAUGUGGUACGCAAUCGUUACUAUGACGACCACAGGAUAUGGAGACAUGACACCGGAAACCGCGAUUGGCCAACUGAUGGGAAGUUUCUGUUGCAUUGUGGGCACUUUGGUGAUUGCACUUCCGGUUCCAAUCUUGGAAAUGAAGAUGAAACUUGUCAAUUUGAACCAGGGAGGGGAGGAUGAGGGUACGGGGAGUGACGAGGAAGAGAGAAAAGAAAACACGGAACAGGAAACAAACGUCUGAUCCCAACCGAAGAUACAAAGGUCACAGCUAGACUAACAUCUGAUUUCAGCCAAAAAAAGACAAAGUGGCAUCUAGACUAACGUCUGAUUACACCUAAAAGACUUUAGGUCGCAUCCAGGCUAUGGCUGAUAUCACCAAAGACAAUGUCGCAUCCGGACUAUUUCUGAUAUCACCCGGAAGACAAAGUCACAUCCAGGUUUAUGUCCACUUAUAUGCACCCGACUAAUGGAAAUAAGGCUUGCUAACCAGGCUAUCAAGGUUCUCCCUUCCCUAUUUUCCCAUUUUCCCCCACAGCAUUCCAACAUAGAUCUCUCUGCAAAGUAACGCAACAUCGUCAGAUGUGUUAAAGCAACCCCCCCCCCCCCCCUCAAAUGUCUCUCUUCCGUGAAAACCCAUGAUUUAAACGACCACGGGGUAAUAAACCCGACCAUUAGUUCAUUUUCUGUAUAUUUAAUACAAAAUCUCGACAGCUAUUUACAAUUGCUCGUUAUUAUAAAGAUACCUGUGUUGACUGUUCAAAGGUCGGGAAAAUUAAGUUGCAGCUGUUUUACCAAAGCUGUUUGUACAGUAGAGACAAAAUCAUUUUCUGAUAACUGGGAAAAAAAUCAUCUAAUUCACACACAAAAAAAAACUGAAUUUUGAAUUUAAAAAAAAUAAGUAGUAGAAAAAAAAACUGAAAAAAGGUGGAAAAUAUUCUUACCACAUUAUAAAUAAAGGAGAGUGUAAUUAAUAUAAAGCAAUCAACAUUUCAAUGAUGCUCAGGUUGAUCGGCAGCCAUUGUAGAAACGUACCUAUUACCCUAAUUAUCAUAUUUUAUUAGCAGUCAUUAUAAUCUUCUUAAUAAAUAAUAACCAAAUAAACACGUCCAUAUAA
This is a messenger RNA of Nematostella vectensis (starlet sea anemone), 2245 nucleotides long. Its product is annotated as potassium voltage-gated channel subfamily D member 2. Bases 47 to 1372 code for a protein of 441 amino acids. The record is from RefSeq and is a predicted model, not a curated record. Gene Ontology annotation, molecular function: protein binding; voltage-gated potassium channel activity. NCBI's taxonomy places the organism in Eukaryota, Metazoa, Cnidaria, Anthozoa, Actiniaria, Edwardsiidae. Gene Ontology annotation, cellular component: voltage-gated potassium channel complex; membrane. Gene Ontology annotation, biological process: potassium ion transmembrane transport; protein homooligomerization. The transcript is spliced from 2 exons.